GAGGCGGGGCCCUCUGGGGGCGUGGUCGGAGUGAAGCUGGGUUCUGCGGGGCGGGCCCAAGAUUGUUAGUUACUCCCCUGGGUGGGGCCAAUGGGUGUGAGUUGGGAGCACGGGGCUCGGGUGAUAGGACGUGACACAGAGAGGGUUAUUGCAGUAGGUGAACGUUGCAAGCCAUUAGCGUGUUGGAUUCUGCGGACAUAGAGGUCACAGACAGUCGCCUUCCUAAUGCCACUUUCGUGGAACACCGGCUACAGCCACCCUUCCCACAGCUCUAUUUGUCUGCAGUCAUAACCACACUUGUAACCAUGGAUUCUUCCCAUCAUCCCAUGUCCUACUCAGAGGAGUCUGUCUCAUUAAUCUUCUGAGGCCUUAAGACCUGGCUCUCACAACAUAUUUAAAGUUGUAGGGCACAGUAACGUGCACACAGUAGGCGUUCACGAAGGAAUGAAUACUUGGCAAGAAUGAACCCGCCUUCUACCACGCCUGCCUUCCCCAAGAACUACAUUUCCCAGUACGCUUGGCACCACGCCCUCUCGUGAAAUAAAAAGAACGGCAAUUACUUCCUAAGGCCUCUAUCCGCCUUCGCCUGCCUGUGUCGCAGUGUUUCAUGGGAAAGGUAGUUCUAGUGCUUGUGGCCAAGCCUCGGCAAAGUGAGCGCAAACUAAACUUCCCAGCAAGCAGCGCGCCGGUCUGGGAAGAGGGGCAAGAUGGCGGGAGCCGAGGAUGGUGUUUUGCGAUCGUCGGGAUCCUCCACUGCCCCAAUUUCAUUCAGCUUCAGUCGCACGUCCGUCCGGAGACGGCUGGCGGGAGACGCGGCUCCGGAGGAGAAGGAUUUCUUGAAGACCGUGGAAGGGAGAGAGCUGCAGAGUGUGAAGCCCUCAGAAGCCCCAAAAGAACUUGUCAUCCCUUUGAUCCAGAAUGACCGUCUCAGGCAGCCACCAACCCAGGCCCUUGGGCCAUCUGCACAUACUGAGGUCUUGGUGGAUGGGAUGCUUUCCCAGGCUGUGAAGGAGCUCAUUGAGGAAUCCAAGAAGUCUCUGGAGGAGAGAGAGACUGCGGGUGUCGACCCCACGCUCACUAUCCCCAUGAUCCAGAAAGGAUGCAUCCCCAACGGGGACGUGGCAGACAGCGAACCCCGGGCUGAGACAGUGCCGGAGGAGGCUGAUUACGAGGCAGUCCCUGUGGAGGCCUAUGGGCUGGCCAUGCUGCGGGGCAUGGGCUGGAAACCUGGCGAGGGCAUCGGCCGUACCUUCAAUCAAGUGGUGAAGCCCCGUGUCAACACUCUGAGGCCCAAGGGGUUAGGACUGGGUGCCAACCUGACUGAGGUCCAGGCCCUGGCCCCCACUGGCCCACAUUGCCUGCCGAGGCCAGAUGAAGAGCAAGAGAAGGAUAAGGAAGACCAGCCUCAAGGACUGGUGCCUGGAGGAGCUGUGGUGGUUCUUUCUGGCCCUCACCGAGGCCUCUAUGGGAAGGUGGAAGGCCUUGAUCCUGACAAUGCUCGGGCCAUGGUCCGUCUGGCUGUGGGGAGCCGCAUGGUGACUGUUAGUGAGUACUGCCUGCGGCCUGUCUCCCAGCAGGAGUUUGACAGGAACUCCUUGGAUCUGAGCCAGGUGAGCAGAACUUCCCUAGGGCAACAGAACGGAACGACCUUGUCACAGAAGGCCCUUCAGGAUCAGGACCUCCAUGUCCGGCGGGAGGACUCACAGAGGAAGCGGACACACCGUCCAGUUCGGUGGGACCCUGAGCAUCUCAGACAGGAUGGGCCUGCAGCCAAGAGUGAGAAAGCAGCCUCCAGGAGUCAGCACUGGCUGUACAGGGACCUGCGCGUGCGGUUUGUGGACAAGCUGCACAAGGGCGGCCAGUAUUACAACACCAAGAUGAUAAUCGAAGAUGUCCUGAGCCCAGAUACCUGUGUGUGUCGGACAGAUGAAGGCCAGGUCCUGGAAGGCCUGAGGGAAGACAUGCUGGAGACUCUGGUCCCCAAGGUCCAGGGCAACCGGGUGAUGGUGGUGCUGGGGCCACGGGCUGGAAGGGUGGGCCGUCUGCUGGACUGGGACAGAGAGCGGAGCCGGGCUCUGGUGCAGCUGCGGAGAGAGAAUCGGGUGGUGGAGCUUCACUAUGAUGCCAUCUGCCAGUACGUGGGCCCCAGCGACUCGGAGGAAGACUGACCUGUGGACAUACUCCCAUCCCCCGGGCUGUUACCGAUCCUGUACAGUGUGAAAAGCCUGCCUUCAUGAAGGUGGGGGGGGGGGGGUCAUAGUUCCGAUCUCCACUUGCAGUGCAGCCCUGGGACAGGAUGGACCAGAAGGGAGCCUAGAAACAAACCCAGUACUUACCAGAAGUUAGUAUAUAAUAAAAACGAGUUCAGAUACUUUGUACACGAA
Hippopotamus amphibius kiboko is the source of this 2384-nucleotide messenger RNA. RefSeq names its product G-patch domain and KOW motifs (gene GPKOW). The transcript has 15 exons. The record is from RefSeq and is a predicted model, not a curated record. Gene Ontology annotation, cellular component: spliceosomal complex. The coding region runs from base 708 to 2168 and encodes 486 amino acids. Lineage: Eukaryota; Metazoa; Chordata; Mammalia; Artiodactyla; Hippopotamidae. Gene Ontology annotation, biological process: mRNA splicing, via spliceosome. Gene Ontology annotation, molecular function: nucleic acid binding.